Messenger RNA from Arachis ipaensis, 1132 nucleotides. Lineage: Eukaryota; Viridiplantae; Streptophyta; Magnoliopsida; Fabales; Fabaceae. The record is from RefSeq and is a predicted model, not a curated record.
CGUCGGAAUACUUUUUGCAGGUGCUCCCGCCGCCGUGUUUCAUCGUGCCGAGGUUAUUCCUGAAGGCUACCUUCCAGACGACGUAUAGCUCCACCAAUAGAUUAGCAGCCUCGCUGGGAGAGAUAUACCUCGGCUAGACCUGAACGGAACAGGUACAAUGAAGAAAACCUCUUGCUCUUGGCCUUUUAUAUUUGUGUUUUUGAAUUUGGCUUUCACUGUUAACUGUGUAAACUGUAAAGUGUGAGUGACACUAAAAGUAUUUGUUGGGUACUGAUGACAAAAAAGCAUGCUUGUUUCUUGUUUGUUAAGUAUAGGUACUAGGUACUAGAUUGUGAGAUUGUGUGCGGGUGCGUGUUAUGUUGGAACCCCAUUUCCUUGUAUCGUAAGUCGUAACCAAUGAAUUUGCGGGACCUGUGAUGCGCCUCAAUUAGCCUUGUGCCAGUAUUCAUCUGAAAAGUAACUGAGCUAGUAUGAAACCGUGGAUUCUCUGUCAUUUGUUAUAGUAGCUCUUUUCUUUGGUAGUUCGAACCACCCAAAUCAUGAGAGUUUCUAGUUCUGAAUGGGAGAUAGGAUCUUGUUAUGCUACUUCUUCCUGCUAAAAUAUAAUCUGCUACUGUCUUCCACAUGCUCUCUGGUCUGUUAUGGGGGCGAGUGGGUUGGAUGCUCGUCAAUCGGUGCUAAUUUUACCCCCCAUAUCAUCACUGCUAAUUCCGGGGAGGAUGUUACCAUGAAGAUAAUAUCGUUUUCUCAGCAAGGACCACGAGCUAUAUGUAUUGUGACACUUCGUCAACCUGAUUCUUCCGGAGGUACACUGACAUACGAGGGACGGUUUCAAAUUCUGUCUUUGAGCGGAUUAUUCAUGCCAAAUGAUAAUGGUGGAACACGGAGCAGAUCCGGUGGCAUGAGUAUUUCCUUAGCAAGUCCGGAUGGACGUGUUGUAGGCGGCGGAGUAGUUGGUCUAUUGGUUGCUGCAAGUCCUGAGCAGGUAGCUACUAUGCACUCCCAUUAGCAGUUAGUUAGUUAGUUAGUUGCGAGUGCAGGGCAAUGACAAUGUUCAUCAAUUCAUUGAUAUACAUCCUCCCCAGGUUGUGGUAGGCAGUUUUCUCGCAGGCAAGCAAACAGCAAUCAAACC